CACACACACACACACUUCCCACCUGCUCGCUGCUUCUCGCUCGUCCAGCUCACUCUGCUCUCACACAUCCAAAAUGGCGGCAGCGUCAUCCAUCCAGCCGCCGAGCGUCCACUCCUCUCGAGCCCGGGAGAAUGUACUUUCCCCGGGGAUGAACAGCCCCGAGGGCCAGCAGCCGGAGGACGAAGAGGCGGCGGCGGCGGCGGCGGGAGCGCAGCCCUCGGAGCCGUGGACAAGCCUCCGUGACUUGCCCGAACUGGAGCCGGAGGAGAUAGAGGAGAGGCUCGCGAAAACUCGCCAGGAGCUCAGCAACAGGCGCAAAAUCCUCAUUAAGAACCUCCCGCCCGACACGACUAACCAGGAGGUCCAUGAAGUCCUGAAAGAGUAUGAACUUAAGUACUGCUUUGUUGAUCGCAAUAAAGGCACAGCCUUUGUGACUUUGCUGAACGGGGACCAGGCUCAGGAUGCCAUCCGCUCCCUCCAUCACAGCACUGUCCGGGGACGCCUGAUCAACGUCACCCUGCAGCCUACAGACUCCCUGCUCUGCCUCACCAACCUGCCCCACACCUUCACUGCCCAACAGUUUGAGGAGCUGGUGCGUUCCUACGGAAACAUCGAGCGCUCCUUUCUGGUGUAUAGCGACCUGACGGGACACUCCAAAGGCUACGGAUUUGUUGAAUACAUGAAGAAAGACUCUGCUUCGCGGGCUCGUUCUGAGUUGCUGGGACGGCCACUGGGUGAUCGCUCAUUGAUGGUGCAAUGGAUGGAUGUCAACCAGUUGAGCCAGGAAGAGAAACUGCAUUCCAAAUGUGUGUGCGUGGACCGACUCCCUCUUGACCUCUGUGACUCUGACGAGAUGACCCAAAUCUUCUCAGAAACCUACAAACCGGUCUUCUGCCAGCUUGCUCAGGAUGAGGGCAGUCCGCUACGAGGUUUCGGCGUGGUGGAGUAUGAGUGUGCUGAGCAGGCAGAGUCGGUGCUGAUUGAGAUGGACAGAAAACUGGUGGGAGGACAAGAGGUCCGUCUGUCACUCUGUACCCCUGGCACCUCAGGAAGAAGCACCCUGGCUGCACUUAUCGCCGGGCAGGGUAUGAUUCUAAGUAAGAGGAAAGGGCUGCUGCCGGAACCGAACCUAGCUCAGCUGCUGACCAGUAUGACAAACCCUGCAGCCUUGCAGAUCCUCAUGAGACCUUAUCACACUGGGAAAAGGGGAGGGAAGUAUGGCCGUCACACAAACCUGCCAUUCCUCAGACCGCCGCUCACCACAGCUCUUCUUACACUUGGAAAAGCUCAUCAGAGUGCCAUGUUCGGUAACGGACUCGUAUUUCAGAACCUCCUGCAAAUGCAGCUCGCUCAGCAGCAGUUUUUACACAUAAAAAACAAGUGCAUCAGCAGUGCCUCCAGCCUGCUGGGAGAUCCAUCCAGGUUGCUGAUGCAGAAAACAUUACCUCUGCGGGCUCCAGGCCUCAUAGCACUUGGGAAGGGCCUCCUGGGAGACUCCCCCUCAGAGUUUUGCCACAAGCCUGUGCCAGCGUCAAGCCACAAUGCCACAGUAGUGGUGUCAGCAGCAGGCGCGAUAUCCUACCUGCAGACCCGACCCGGUGGAGAACAAAACAGCAUCCAGUCGAUCUGCACGGCCUCCGCCCCCUCCUCUUCCUCCGUCCCGUCUUCUUCCUCCAGCUCUGGUGACAGGCAGGCUGUCCCUCCAGGGAGUGUGAUGCAGGGACAUAAUUACUCUUUGGGACUAAGUAACUCAGGCCUGUGUCCAGUUCCACCUAAACCCCCAGGAGGAGUGUAUACAUCCACAGGGCAUCACAGCAGUUCUGAUGGCUCCUUGCCAGCCAACAUGGUAAACAAUGGCCAGAGUUCUCUGCUGGGAGAGCCCCCCAAAGAUGUCAGACUCCCCUCAAAUCCGUACCUGAAUCUAGCCAGUGUAAUGCCAGGGGUUGUUCUGCAAGGGUCACUGGGCAGUAAAUCUCCGGCAAUGCCGCCGGCCUCGGGCCUGUACGGCAACUCGGCGACCCCCGUUGUCUCCCAGGGUAGCGGCUCCUUCUCCCACAAUGCGCCUCCUCCCAGCACAACCUCCUACAAUACUGACACUUCCUCUGACUUCAGCCAGUACAACCAAGCCUACACGCAGGAGGCCAUGCAACAGUGGUACCAGCAUUACCAAACAGCACAAGGCUACAACUCUGCUAUGUCACAGGACAACACAGCCACGGAUUACACUAAGGAUCACACACAGAUUCCACCAGUUUCCUCCUAUGGUGAUUACAGCUCCUACAUGCAGACAGUCACUCAGUGCUACUCCCAGUCUACAGCUACGCACGCCUAUGCCAGCAAGCCUCUAGGCGUGGCUCUUCAUGCUGUCAACGAUGGCGUGGCUCCUCCCCCGGCUGUCCUACCGACGGCUGCCAUGCUGCCCACCUACAGCACCCUGCCUCUGAUGCCCGGUUUCCUCGGGGCGCCGCACCCGAUAGCGGCCACGCCGAGCCCUGUCACACAUGCGCAAGCUGCCGCCACCGACUGGAACACCUACUAUUAUAACCAGACGCGGGGCCACAAGAGGGAGUAUCCCCAGUUGGCGGUGCAGGAAGUGACGUCAUCAGAUGGCGGCUACAUCGGGCAGCACUCCCAAGGCCUUGGGGGACAGUAUGCCGACUAUUUCAAGAGGAAGAGGCUCUAGAGUGACAUGCUCGCUGGGGGUCGCAGCUUCUUCGAGUGGCUGAAUCUUUGAAUACUGCUUAAUAGUAUACGGGGGGCCUCGGUUUACGACAGCGUUCCAUUCCUUCGGCGGCGACGUAAGCCCGAUUGGUAUGCGAGUCGGAGCGCGCCGUAGUCCAUCACAAACCCACGCUAACGGAUAGCAGAGUCAUAUUGAUGUGCAUAUUUGUACAAAAAACUGUUCGGGCCAUUAAUAUAAAACAAUACGUUUGGCGGGAACUAAGCGUGCCUUCUUGUGCUGUGUGAUGAUGUACGUCUUCUUAUGGCGCUGCAAACUAGUUUACUAGGCGGCGUAACCUCGAAAAAUCUUGUGUCACGACCGUUGUAAACCGAGGCCCCCCGUGCAGGUGGCCAUCUGGAGGGCAGCUGCCGUACAUUGUGAAAAUCCACCAGGAACCUCCCCGUUUUUAAUUGCCUAUAGGUGCCACAAGAAGGUUUUUUGCCUACUUUUGUCCAAUGAACCUCCUCAAAUCCCUUCAACAUAGUUCAUUGGCAGAAAGAUGUCACAAGAUGGUGGCAAAAUAAUACUUUUCCUGCUCUGGCCUGAGUAUUGCAAAAUAAAAUGGGAGUUUUUCAGCAGGUUUUCCCCCCAAAAAAUCUGGAAAUGAAUUUGCAAAUGCCAAAUUGCAAAUGUACAGGGGUUCACUGUAAACCUAAAUAAUAAUAAUAAUGCUGUUGCUUUUGUCCAGGUCAAGCCUUAACUCUCUUUGACUAGUCAUUCCCCCCCACAAAGUCAGUGUCAACUAUACUGAUAUUACCGUGUACUCGUAUGAUAUAAACUCGUGUCUGCUAAAAGACUGGUCAAACGAACACUUGAAACUGAUGGUCCAACAACGGUCUGUCUGUCUGAUCCUUUUCUCCUACUCUUUCUCUUUUAAACAUGGACAGCUGUUGCAUGUGCCUCUGUUUGUGUGUGUGUGCCUGAACUGUGUCCAUAGGAAGUGUCAGCCAUUUUGUAAUCCCAACACUGGGUGGACAUCAAGAAACAGGGCGUGGACCAAUAAGAGCUCUGUUGACAUACAGGAAUAAUAGACUGAAUAAAAGUGAGUAUACUUGUGUACUGUACAUAUUAGAGCAAGCCAUGUGUGACACACAGCUGUGUAUUAAGGACAUUUGUCAGCUCUGUUGUGAGCAUAAUGUAUCACAAGAAUGAAAACAUGAGCAUAUUGAUUUCAAAUCCAGUUUGCUGUAUAUUUGUAACCUAAUGCUUUUGGAGUUCCCCCUCUUUUGAAUUGACUUUUACAAGUUCACAUUCUUCAUGAGAAAAACAGGGUCAUGGUCUCAUUUAUUUAGUUUUAACGCCAAACUUUAAGGCUAGGUUCACUUUGUGUAGCCGGUAUGAGGCGGCCUCUUUUCAUUACCCCAUGAUAAUCGAGCCUCGUAGGCCGAGGUCAAACGCGACAGACUUAGAAUGAUUUCCAGUCCGUAUUGUAUAUUUUUUUUUUUUUUUUUUAAAUCCAACAUUUCUUGCGGGGACUUGCACUCCAUUGGCCAACAGUUUGCUUUUUGGGUCGCUUUUGAAGCCUGUUACGAAUAUAUCCUCAGAGUGUAGAACUAAAGCAGAACGUUCACUUAUUCGGUUGCAUCUGUGUCAUCCAAAUGUUUGGCAUAGUCACACAGGAAAUGUUUUGGAGCUUUGUCUACACCAGUUUGGGGAUCUAGUACUUGUCAAAGGAAUAGACAGCAACUCGUCCGGAAUGCAUUUGAAAAAGGAACGUUCUCAGGACAUGGACAAAAUACGCAGUGCAGUUGUGUGUGAAACCCACUCAGUAUUGUGUCUGGAUGGUACUGAUUAAAUGUCGCUGCAAUAAGCGAGGGUUGGUGUGGAUUUGAUUGGAAUCGGUGUUCACCUUCCAAUGAGCCUCUUUUUUUAAAAAAAAAAAAAAAAAAAAAAAAAGCACAUACAAGUGUAAAUCUGUUAUCUUUAGAACAAAAGCAGUGUCUGACAAAUGUUUUUCUUAUUCCUUUUGUCAAUGUCCGUUUUCUGUAAAAAUGCUUCAUGUCCAACUUUAAUUGAUUAUCAAUGAGGGCUUGCUACUUUAGUAUUACUGCUUGUUAUGGCAAUAACUAAGGCUCUUCCUGCUGUUGAAUGUAUUAUAAUGACUCCUCUAGUACAGUUUUAUAAUAAUCUUACUCAACGAGGACUGUUUGGGCCACACUGAAAAGACCCCCAAACAUAUGAGAAAAGUGUUGGAAAAAUAUGAGAUGUUACAAGUAUAGUAUAAGCUCAUGUCAUUUUUUACAAUUGGACAAUUACGACACAAAAAGUCAAUUUCAUAUCAUGAGUAUGAAGUCUUUUUUUUUUAACUUUUUUUUAAAUUGGAUUAUUAUGACACAAAAAGUUAUAAUUUUAACAAGUGAUUUCAAAAUUCCCACACAACUUGAACACGACAUUCCUUGCGUUCAUGCAGUUGGACAUUAAUAUGAGAAAUCUGCAAUUAUAUGUGACUAUAUUUGCUUCAUUUAAUGACUUUAUUCAAGUCAUGAUUUUUUAAAAUUAUUUCUCCUCAUAGUGAUUUCCUCACACAAUUGUGAAUUUAUUCUUGUAAAAUUACAAUCUAAUACUUUUAACGACUUUAUUCACAUAAUUGUUUUAAAGAAAGUCUCGUACAACUUUUUGUGUGUGUAAUUCCUUUCAUUUCAUAGAACUUUGCACAAUUCGCAUUUUGUCAUUCUUGUCAAGUUGUUCUUUUCAGUGUUACCCUAAUACUCCUUAAUAUACUUUCACAAAUGUUUAUAUAUAUAUAUAGUUUUUUUAAUUUUUUUUUAAAAUUCUGCUACUGAUAGAAUUGUACAGUGCAGUACCUGCGUGGCCAUAGCAACACUGAAAAGCAAUAGCAGAUGAGAUAGUGAACCAUUUUUUGAGGAUCACCGGGCUAACGUGUUCUUCCAUACACCAUUUUCUUAUUCGUAUAUACUACUCUAGUCUUAUGAUGUUGUCAUGCUUAGUGUGCUAUGCACCAUGAAUAUUUGUCACUCUCACUGUCAUUACUUGUUUCCCCAUGUUGUAGUGAUACAGUAUAUUGCCCGUUUUGUGGAAUCGAUCGGCUUCUGUGUCAUUAUCUAAACUUUGUGUACGUAACUGUAUGAUGUAUCAUCUUCCAGUUUGUGUAAGUAUCACAUAAUGCAUAGAACUACCCAUCUUAUGGAGAGAUGUUCCAAAUAGUUUGCCGUGCCGGCGCUCACAAAUGAAAGACCCCACAAACGUUGAGUCGACCACAGACUAAGGGCUUGUGAACUGCCGAGUCAGCGGGCCGGAAUGUGCUGUCGCUACGCUACUCUCGCCAGUCAUCUGUGAGUGAGUUAGUGGGAGUGUUGCAGCAUGGUCAGCCCUUUCUGGCAAAUGUCUACUUUAUGUCGUCUGUUGCGCGGGUGGGGAAUGGACGGUGUGAGCGUUUGAUCAGGCCCGUCAUGCAAUUCUAAAAACAAAUACAAAUCUCACACGACCUGUUAGAAAAAGUUGGGCGGUACACUUAAAAUUGUUUCAUUUUCUUACAUUUUUUGGGAGUAACUUUUCAUCCUGGCCUAAUGUUUUCAUUCCUCCUUUAUUCUUUGUUUUACUGAAACCUGCUUUCCUGCCUUCCUUCCCUCUAGCUCAGAGCCACUGUAAUUUUUUUAUCGCAACCUCCCUUCGCUUAAAGCUACUUUUCAGCCAGCCUGCCUUCCUUCAGUUCAGGUCCAAUAUUGCUCUAGAAUCGUCAAUAUUUUUGUUCUUGACUCAAAUGAUUUGCCAUUCGUCACGGUACCAGUACGAAAAUAAGUUGAUUUAAAAAGUGUAUACCUACUUUUUGGCUCAUCUUGUAUAUUAAGCAAUAGAUGUUUGACUAGUGUAGUAUAGAUACAUUUUUUUCAUUUAUUUAAUGUGGCGCUCAAAACAAACAUAGCAAACAGGUUCCCCACCUCUGCUGUAUAGACUUGUAAUUGGGCCUUUAAAUUCCGUUUGCGUUUGCUCAAUGUAGACAUUAGUCAGUGCCCCCUGAAGAUAUCCCAAAAGUAUUUUCAUGUUCAUGAAAAUAUAUCAUCUUUAUGUGCUAUCGCUUUUGUAUUCACUUUCAUGUCCAGAAUUGUAUUGCUGUUUUGUUUGGCCAAACGGAGCGUGUUGCAAAGGCACAAGUACACUGUACCUAUGUUACAUUAGUAAGAUGAGGCUGGCCAUACAAUAAAUAACUAUGUGAUACUUACAAUAUCAUAUUGUAUAUGACUUAAGAUGAGGAAUAGUGCUUCACACGUUGUAAACAUAAGGCUUUUAUUUAUUGGGGAUCUGAUAUACUGAUUGUAGAUUUUGCUAUAUUUUAUAUCACUUUGAAUGCAGUAUUUCCAGGGAAAUUUGCAACGGUUACAUACAGUAUAUACACACACACCAUGUAUAUCUUCAUGAGUUAGUUAAUAUUACAUUUGGAAAGACAAAGAAGACAGUUGUUUUAUUUAUUUUUCAAUUGUAUAACUAUGGACAUUUUACCUUCCAUGAGUCAAACUGUUGUCUUUUUUUCUUUUAAAAGGAAUUGUCUUUUACAUUCCUAAUUAAAGCGUGGACUCAAGUGUGUCCUUUCUGUCUCCGUCACGUUAAAGUCUUGCUCAAAGCCUCUCACGUGCAGAGCGCUACGUUACUGUCAAAUGUAAAAUACAUUUCAACUGAGAAUGCCACAUAAACUAACAAGUAAGGUGAGAUUCAUCAGUCCUGCAACU
Phycodurus eques (leafy seadragon) is the source of this 7407-nucleotide messenger RNA. RefSeq names its product ribonucleoprotein, PTB-binding 2 (gene raver2). Gene Ontology annotation, molecular function: mRNA binding. Bases 74 to 2683 code for a protein of 869 amino acids. NCBI's taxonomy places the organism in Eukaryota, Metazoa, Chordata, Actinopteri, Syngnathiformes, Syngnathidae. The record is from RefSeq and is a predicted model, not a curated record. Gene Ontology annotation, cellular component: cytosol. The transcript is spliced from 16 exons.